Molecule: messenger RNA, 1229 nt
Organism: Vespa mandarinia (Asian giant hornet)
Lineage: Eukaryota; Metazoa; Arthropoda; Insecta; Hymenoptera; Vespidae
Product: 5'-AMP-activated protein kinase subunit beta-1-like
Biological process (GO): signal transduction
Cellular component (GO): cytoplasm; nucleotide-activated protein kinase complex; nucleus
Molecular function (GO): protein kinase binding
Source: RefSeq, a predicted model, not a curated record
CUCACUACUACUAACAACACUGUUUUAUUGCACGCAGUCGCAUUUGUAUAUUAUUAUAAGUCGCACUUAUAUUCUUUUCCAGUAAUUUUACGUUGUAUAUCACAGAGUCAUACGAAAAAUAAAUUAUUGAAAUCCAUCGGCGUUACUUCGUUUAUUAACAAAAUAACGUAUUCAAAAUAAAUUUCUGUAUUUAGAGACUUUGAUGCAUAAUAAUGGGAAAUGCUGGUAGUAAUCAAGCAGUCGGUCAUGGCCAUACUUCAGGUAGAGAUCGUCACAGUAAAGAACAUGCACCACCUUCCCCGGGAAAAGAAGGCCAGGCAUUUGUCUUUGACAAAAAGCCUAAUCAGAAGCUAGUUUUCCAAUCGUCCCAUGAUGAAGGAGAACCUUAUUAUACAAAAACAAGUCAACAGGAUGGAGAUAAUUUUAGUGGGCCACGUCCAAGAUCAAAUACAGUGUCUGAGGGAACAAAAGUUACAGAUAGCAAAGUAUUGCCUACGGUUUUCAAAUGGGAAGGCGGUGGAAAGCAAGUAUAUAUCAGUGGAACAUUCACAGGAUGGAAAACAUUGCCUAUGGUAAAGAGUCAUGGUGAUUUUGUUACUAUUAUUGAUCUACCAGAAGGAGAACAUCAAUAUAAAUUCUAUGUUGAUGGAGAAUGGAGGCAUGACCCUGGUUUGAAAAUAGUUGAUAAUGGUACAGGUUCUAAGAAUAAUUUAGUAUCCGUAAGAAAGUCAGACUUUGAAGUUUUCCAAGCUCUUGCUAAAGACAGCGAAGGUGUUUCUAAUAGCGUUCAAACUGAAUAUGGACAAGAAAUUUUACCUCAUAAACCAUGGGAUAAAGUGGUUGGACCGCCAAUCUUACCACCACAUUUAUUACAAGUUAUCCUUAAUAAAGAUACGCCAUUAUCUUGUGAACCAACUCUUCUACCAGAACCAAAUCAUGUGAUGCUGAAUCACUUAUACGCUUUAAGUAUUAAAGAUAGUGUUAUGGUUUUAUCAGCCACGCAUCGCUAUCGAAAAAAAUAUGUAACUACUCUAUUAUAUAAACCAAUUUAAUGAUUUACAUUAUUCCUGCAUUUAAAAGUGAUACUUAAUUAUUUUGAAACGAUACAAAUUGCAUUCAUUAUUCAGAUAUCAGAAAUUGUAGGCAAGCUGAACUAUUAAUGACAAGAGGUUUGCUCAAUUGUAAAAUAAUAUAAUUACUAUUUAUUAAAGCUUAUUAAGUAUCAUAUA